AAGGACUCACCGGUCAACAGUCCAGUCUGCAGCCGACACCCAGGCCACCUGUCCCGGACUUCUGGCCGGACACGCACCGCUGAGAGAAACCGGAACCCUGUGAAACUAACGUGACUUUUAUUGGGAGAAAACGUUUUUUGUCUCAGGAACCUGACCCCGUGGAUUAACCGCACACGCUCUUAGGGCACAUUAACACCAGAUCAUCAGGACCCACCGGGUUUCGAUCAUUCAUUCACUCCUGUCUGAUCUCCGGUCAGCAAAUUCGCAGGAAUAAAAGAAGUCUUUGAAACCUUCGUGUCUCCUCCCGGGACAGACGGACACAUUUCCCCGCCAACAACGCGCUAUGAAGCGGCCGUGCGAGGACAGCAGCUCCGCGGAGAGCGAGGUAGAGGAGACCAUCGACGUGGGCAGCGAGAACAUUUAUCCGGGUUCAGCUAAACUGGAGAAGGCAGAAAUCCUCCAGAUGACUGUGGAUCACCUGAAGAUGCUGCAGGCCACAGGAGGAAAAGGUUAUUUCGACGCCCACGCUUUCGCCCUGGACUUCCUGUCUCUGGGCUUCAGGGAGUGCGUGACUGAGGUUUCCCGCUACCUGAGCGCUGUGGAGGGGCUCGACUCCGGCGACCCACUGCGCUCCCGCCUUCUCUCCCACCUCGCCUCCUGUGCCUCCCAGCGUGACGCCGCCGCCCUUACAACUGCCUCCCAUUCGUCACACCACCCCCACCCCCAGCAGCCCCACCCCCUGCCUCACCCGUUCCACCACCCGCACCAUUGGGCGGCUGCUUUGGCCGCAUUUCGUCCUUUGCCCUACAGACUUAGCGGGCUGGUUUCUCCGGACGUUGGAGGAGGCGGAGGCUCCCAGCGCGGUGUUGUCUCCUCCUCAUUUUCUUCCCAUGCAGACUCCACCUCCUCCUCACCUUCUUCCUCCUCUUCCUCAUCCCUCGUGCUCCCCUGCACCCCCACCCCUCUCUCCGCCUCCCUGCUUUCCCUCUCAGCGUCGUUUCCCAUCGCCCUCCACGGAGGCAUUCCCAUCCUCCCUCACUCCUCCUUCACCUCCUCUGCUGCCAGUCCCCCCGUCUCCUCCUCCUCUUCCUCGCAGACUCCACACAGCAGCAGCAGUAAACCCUACAGGCCGUGGGGAACCGAGGUCGGAGCUUUCUGA
Neolamprologus brichardi is the source of this 1159-nucleotide messenger RNA. The record is from RefSeq and is a predicted model, not a curated record. NCBI's taxonomy places the organism in Eukaryota, Metazoa, Chordata, Actinopteri, Cichliformes, Cichlidae.